Molecule: messenger RNA, 2336 nt
Organism: Ipomoea nil (Japanese morning glory)
Lineage: Eukaryota; Viridiplantae; Streptophyta; Magnoliopsida; Solanales; Convolvulaceae
Product: coronatine-insensitive protein 1-like
Exons: 3
Coding region: 193-2052 (619 amino acids)
Biological process (GO): SCF-dependent proteasomal ubiquitin-dependent protein catabolic process
Cellular component (GO): SCF ubiquitin ligase complex
Source: RefSeq, a predicted model, not a curated record
AAUCUGGAAUCGGGACCCCUUUCCUAUCUCUAUCUCCCUCUCUCUCUCUCUCUCUCUCUCUCAAACGGCUUAUCAACUGUCGCCGUUCGAUCUCUUUCUCUCUCCGUUGAACUUCCGGCGUCGCGCGUUUUCUGGAGCCGUAGCCAUGGCGAGGCAGGGAGGAUAGUGUUCGAGGUCGCGGAUGGAGUUUUGAUGGUGUUUUGUGGUUUCUCGGAGGGAAUUAUAUAUAUAUAUUGUUGGGCGUUGAGUAUGGAGGAGAGGAGUGGGACACGGCUGAGCAGCACGUACGACACCGUAUGGGAGUGCGUGAUACCCUACAUCCAGGAAUCGCGGGACCGGGAUGCGGUGUCGAUGGUGUGCAAGAGGUGGUUCGAGAUCGACGCCAUCACGCGGAAGCACGUGACCAUGGCCCUCUGCUACACCGCCUCCCCGGAUCAGCUCGCCCGCCGCUUCUCUCUCCUGGAGUCGCUCAGGCUCAAGGGAAAGCCACGCGCCGCCAUGUUCAACCUCAUCCCCGAGGACUGGGGUGGCCAUGUCACCCCCUGGGUUGAGAAGAUUGGCCGCAACUUCUCCCGCCUCAAGGUUCUCCACUUCCGCCGCAUGAUUGUUAAGGAUUCCGAUCUCGAGAAUCUAUCCCGCACUCACGGUAAGAUUCUUCAGGCUCUUAAGCUCGACAAAUGCUCCGGAUUCUCCACUGAUGGCCUCUUGUAUAUUUGCCGUUCCUGCAGAAACCUAAGAACUUUGGUUCUUGAAGAGAGUACGGUAGUUGAGAAUGAUGGAGAUUGGCUGCACGAGCUUGCCUUGAACAAUACAGUUCUUGAGAAUUUGAACUUUUACAUGACAGAUCUCAGCAAAGUCAAAGCUGAGGACAUUGAAUUGAUCGCCAGAAAUUGUCCUUCCCUGGCAUCGAUGAAAAUAAGCGACUGUGAUAUAUCUCAUCUUUUUGGGUUUCUCCGAUCAGCAACUGCACUGGAAGAGUUUUGUGGUGGUUCAUUUGGUGAACAACCAGAACUUGGUGAAAAUGGCUAUAAUGAGCAACUUGGAAAGUACUCUGCUCUAUCUUUUCCACCAAGAUUAUGCUCUGUUGGUCUUACAUACUUGGGGACACAUGAGAUGCCCAUUGUCUUUCCUAUUGCUUCCCGGCUUAAAAAAUUGGAUCUCCUAUAUGCGCUUCUUGACACUGAAGGUCAUUGUCUCUUGCUGGAAAGGUGUCUCAACUUGGAAGUUUUAGAGACAAGAAAUGUAGUUGGAGAUCGAGGGUUAGAAGUUCUUGCGCGCCAUUGCAAGAGAUUAAAGAGGCUGCGAAUUGAGCGAGGAGCUGAUGAACAAGAAAUGGAGGACGAAGAAGGCGCAGUUUCACAAACAGGACUAAUGGCUCUGGCCCAAGGAUGCCUGGAAUUGGAGUACUUGGCUGUUUAUGUAUCAGACAUCACAAAUGAAGCAUUGGAGUCCAUUGGCACACACUCAAAGAAGCUCUGCGAUUUUCGUCUGGUCCUGCUUGACCGCGAAGAAAGAAUCACAGACCUGCCACUUGACAAUGGCGUGAGAUCUUUACUAAUAGGAUGUCACAUGCUCAGAAGAUUUGCUCUCUAUCUUCGGCCCGGAGGGCUAACAGACAUGGGACUGAGCUACGUUGGACAGUACAGCCCAAACGUAAGAUGGAUGCUGCUGGGAUACGUGGGAGAAUCAGACAACGGUCUCCUGGAAUUCUCAAAGGGCGCUCCAAGCCUCCAAAAACUCGAAAUGAGAGGGUGCUGCUUCAGUGAACGAGCGCUAGCCAUGGCUGCCACUCGGCUGCAAUCUCUGAGAUACUUGUGGGUGCAAGGAUACAGGCCAUCUCCAACUCGCCAGGAUCUUCUGUUGAUGUCACGCCCGUUCUGGAACAUUGAACUCAUUCCUGCAAGACGAAUUAUCGCCACAAACCAGAGCGGUGGAACUGUGGUUGCAGAUCAUCCAGCCCACAUACUCGCAUAUUAUUCUCUUGCUGGACAGAGAAGAGACUUCCCAGAAUCUGUCAUCUCUUUGGAACCCAAUGCCUACCUUGCUGACUGAAUAUACUCUGUAAAUAUAGAUUCUUUUUUUUUUUUUUUUUUUUGAGAGAGAGAGAGAGAGAGAGAAUUACAGGCCAGCUUUUCCCGUUACUUAUAUGUCCAUAAGCCAGUUUUUCUUCCUUUUAACUUUACCCUGAAACGAGAUCAAGUUUUCCCCACAUUAGAUUUGAGUUUUUGUUAGACUUAUCACAUGUAAUAAACUGGCCUCCUUUAAUUUUAUUUGUCAUUGUAUAAUUUAGAUACUGUUGUAUUUAACGCAUAAUGUGCAAUAAUUGCCAGUAUUUU